Sphaeroforma arctica JP610 is the source of this 675-nucleotide messenger RNA. RefSeq lists its product as hypothetical. Bases 117 to 398 code for a protein of 93 amino acids. Lineage: Eukaryota; Ichthyosporea; Ichthyophonida. The record is from RefSeq and is a predicted model, not a curated record. The transcript has a single exon.
CUGAAGCGGAAUCGUAUAAAUAGGACACGAGGUAUAGUGACCCCUUCAUUCGAAACAAGCGCAAAAGUUAUAAAUUCUCGAGCUAUCGAUUGAAUAUACUAUUAAAUACUGCAGAUAUGAUUGCCGCAACAAGCAGCAGCCUAAGGUCCCUCGCUCGAUUGAGUAGGGCUAGUGUGAGUGUGAGAAAAUAUUCAAUGGAAUCUAUGUCGAUCGCCAAUCCGGUACCCGUUCCGAACAAGCCAGCCAUGCACUCUGGCAAUAUGUGUUCGUUUGUGACAACAAUGAGCCCUCCAUUGUACAGUGAGAAGCCCAUGAGUCCUGCUACUCGCACGAAGGAGAGUCCGAAUCAGUUACCUACCUCGGUAUACCUGGAGAUGCACUUUCGAGCAUACAAGUGAUGAGUGUUCGACAACGCAGCCACGCCUGAACGUCGCCAGAGCUUCGAGAUUCGGCACGUGAAGGUUCAGAUGACAGUUCUGUCGAACCGCAAAAUACAUCACCGGCGGAGGAUACAAUCACGCUGAGAACACAGCCAAGAAUUUUUUUCGGGAUUCGGCACCUGAAGGUUUAGAUAACAGUUUUGUCGAACCGCAAAUCUUAAUAUCGCCAUAGUGCAAAACAUAGUAAUAAAUACGUACCAAGUCAAUAAAAAUUGUAAAAUUCACUCUAUUCGAG